Messenger RNA from Oryzias latipes (Japanese medaka), 4063 nucleotides. RefSeq lists its product as uncharacterized. The record is from RefSeq and is a predicted model, not a curated record. Lineage: Eukaryota; Metazoa; Chordata; Actinopteri; Beloniformes; Adrianichthyidae.
UUAAAUCGGCAUAUGCUCAGGAAGUGCAUUCUGUAGUUUAGAGUCAGAGAGAGGGGAAGGAAACCCAGGCGCAGACAAAGAGCUUGCUGGAGUUUGUUUACUUCGUCUUCACAUUCGCAUGAGGUGGAUUUUCCAACUGAUGCGUUAGUUUUUUCCUUCAUGCUUUAAAAAAACUGUUGGAUUAUUUCAUUAAAUAGUUUUUUGUCACUUUUGUGAUCAGCUAUUUUGGACACUUUGGAAACUGUGGAUCAUACUGAAUCUGCCAUUUCAUUCCUGCACAAUUAAAGACACUUUGGCAUCAAGUCAUCUUUGGAAGCGGGGAUGUAUUGCCACUACGAUGUAUAAUUCCUCCAGAACACCGAAUCCGUCCGAUGGCUCGAGCGAAGUAAAGGCGACAGAAGGCAGCCGCGGCGGACUUCCAGCAUCCGUCCGUGCUGCGCGACUCCCUGCGCAAACAACAUCCAGUCUGAACGACGGCGGCGAGCAGAGCUCUGCGCAACUGACUUCCAGAGAAGAGCCAAACUUGCCGUCCACAAAAAAACCCAAUUUGUCCUUCCCUCCCCCUCGCCGUCAGUCCAGUGGAUAUUUCUCCAACGAUUCGCUUCCGAGCUCCCCGCUCCUGUCGAAGCCAGCGACGGCUGACAAAGCCACGCAAACACCGAGCCCCACCGGCCAGGUGAUGGGCCACGCCUUGCAGUGCCUUUCUGGGGCCGGCAGAGGACCCAGAAUGUCGCGGACGCACGGAUUGUUUCCCAACCCCUCUAGGAGGCAGCGGGGAAACUUAGUUAGAGCCAUGCAGGAGGAGCAGGCAGAGGCUUUCGGACAACAGCUCCGUUUAAUCGGAGAUGAGUACAAUCGACUACUAAUGCAACGGAGGGUGGCUGCCAGAGAAAGAGAAGAUGUGAUCCCUCUGAACCUCCUGCGGCACAUCAACCAGGAGCCUGUUACAGUGCUCUGCGUGAGCCUAAUGCUCCUCGUAAUCGGACGGAUAAUUUACCUGCAAGGCAGUUCAAACGGCCAAAACCACUCUCAGGUUUAGCUUUUGGAAAACCCAGCAGAAGUAGCAAUUUUUCUUAAAUGUGUUUUGUGAUACGUUUUGAUUUUUUUCUUAGUUUUAGUGUUGGGCAAACUUUUUUGACCUUGAUCCCUCCUGUCACGGACUCUUUGUUUAUAAUGAACUCUAAAAUGCUUGGAUUUUUACUGUUGCACCGCUUUUUUUUCUCUUCAUAUUUACCAAAGAUGCAAGCUUUUGCACUUUUUUCUAGCGCAUGGGUGGUUCAGUCACCCACAAAUGCCAGUGGACACCCCACCUAUGGAAAUGUGCCUUGUACAGUUUUGUGUUUACUUCACACAUUUUUCUAAGGCCUAUCUUUUUUAAUAUUUGGCAAUAAUAGCUGUCAUAAUUGAUCAACUUGUCAGACCCAGGGUUGUUAAAUUACAUGGGUCCAUUGUUUAUUUUGUUUUUCUUAUUAUUUCUGUGAUGCUUUAUGCCAAUGCACACUCUAUAACAUUAUGGGAACCCACUGGACCAACAUUAAAGUAGGGAUCUAACAUUUUUUGUACUAUACCUAGCCCUUUUAAAGAGUACAUCUCCACUUACUCAUGAAUAAGUGUGAACUGACCUCACCCAAAACAAAGUUUCAUUCAUUUUUUAAAUUAGUUUGUCAUCUUUUGUAAAGCAAUUGAAGCAGUUUGCUUGAUAUGCAACAAAAUCAUUUAACAAUUGCACGUUUAGCUGGCCAGCUAAAUGGCAAAUCUAAACCUUUGUUGUUAAAAGUGGAAAAACUUUCAGUCAUUUUCAAAUGUUUCCAGGCUAAAAAAAUACUGCAAAGAAAAGCACGAAACCCUUCCGUAUUUUUUUUAUAACAGCAUACAUUAUCUGUAAUUACAACGAGGCUUGAACUUUUCUACUGCGAAUGAGAUUGUGAAAAGGUCUUCAUAACUGUUACCAAACAACCCAGUUAGCCAAAAAGUCAUGAACUGGUCAUGUAUAUCCUCUUAGAUUUGACAUCAUCCAGGCUUUUUCAAACCGUUUUCGUUUUUUUUCAAGCUUUUCUCAUAUCAGCUCAUUAAAUUUUUUAUAAAAUUUGGCUAAUGGGGGGUAAGACAACUUAUGGUUCAAUGGUCGUCUGUCAUUUAAAGACCACAAUCACUGUUAAAUUUGUACUCUCUAGUUGAUCUCAAAGACAAAAUGCAAAAAGUGCAUCAAAAUCCACCAACUGGAUAAUAGUCUUGGAUAAUAUUUGUCAUCAAAGAAGUGAAAAAAGUUUUGGAACUAUAACGUCAGAAGUUUAUCUCAUCUGAAGAGCCUGUGAGAAAAGCCACAUAACAAGCACAUGGUGAUGUUAUCUGGCUCCAUUUUCGUUUCCAAACCAGCCUCAAUGAGGAAGUGUUGGUGUCAUUCCUUUUUUGUAGUCUUUAGGCUUUGUUAAAUCCUAGAGACUAGACAUCAUAGUCAAGAUAUUUUUUGUUUUAUUAAGAUUUUUGUACACUUGGUGACAAGAUUGUUGCACGUCUGGUGAACAUCUUUUAUUGAUUUAUUUCUGCAGAACUUAAACUUUUGAUUUCCAUUUGGUUGCUCAAAAGUUGGAAAAAUGAAAUGACAAACAUUUUGCUGUACAGAGUCUGUGACCUAACAAACAUCGCUAAUUCAUUCUCACAAAAUAGUCAUUUGUUCCCUCGAAAUAAUUGUGACUUUUUAUUUUCAACCGGAAAUAAACUAUACUAAUUUGUGGGAGCGAUUUAAUUAUUUUUUACCCAUGUCAGGUCACAGUUUUGCUGUUAGAGUAAACACAAUCUGGAGAAUCAACUUUUUAUUGAAAAAUCAUUUAAGUAAAUGCACCUCUUACAAUGUUACCAACUUCAAAAAUCAUCAUGUUAAACCUCUUAGAGCUGGUCUAAGUGGUCCAUAAUUGCAAUGUGCAAUUGUAUAAGUUUAUAUUAAAGUUAUACCAACUGAUUUUGUAAAAUUUUGACAAGUUAUCAAAGGUAUAUUGGAGCUGUUGAUGAUGAAACUCUCAGAUUUUUUUAUUUUAUGUCAUUUUUCUCAGAAUCCACACUUUGAUAUGACACCAUAUUGAAACAACGCAAAAGUUGAAAAAAGUUGAAUAUUUUUGACACUGCGUGUCUUUGGAAAUGCAAAGAGCAAGUCUUCCUUUCCGUUUAGUCUCACUGCUUCUCCUCCACUGUGAGACUAUUCGUGCUGUGACUGCAUCUUAAUUUCUGAUAUUGUGCCAUGUGAAACCUGCAACCUCAUUUUAAAGUACUGUAUUACAGCAGGAGUGUGAGAGGGAGCAUGGCUGUGAGGAAACUGAAAGGUAAAUUACUGUCUUUUGAAACUGAUAUGGAAACUUUGCUAAGUACUGAUUUUCCUCUCUGAUCUCAAGGCGUUUAUGCACAGACACAGCUAUGACAUGCAGGGUUUUAUUGACUUAUCAGCACCUCUGGAGCUGAUUUGCUCUGCUGAUUUCAGGUUGUUCAAUUUAAUAAUUAGUAAAGUUUUCUUUAAAAAAAAUUUUUGUUUUGAUAAAAUGAAAAAAAAAAAAAGCAUUGUAAUUCUUUUAUGUGCCUACGGUUAUACAUAUACUUGAACAGAAGCAUAAGAAAACUAUUUUCUUGUAGUUGUGUUUUAAAUAAUAUCAAUAAAUGCAAUGUUCAACUGUCAAAAGAAGGAAAUAUAAACCGCAAGCAUAAAAACGAAUUACUGCCACAAAUGGAAAUAUCCCUUUUUGUUAUAAUACCAGACCAAAAAAAAAUAAUAAAACGUUUUUGGAGAUUUUUCAAAAAUAUUAAAUGUCAAAAGUGGGAAUGUUGAUAUGUGUUGUGCUUUUACUGAAAUUGCUGUACAAAACUGCAUCUGUAUAUAUCUAACUGUUAAAAGUUAAUAUAGAAAUGAAUUCCAGAUGACCCAGUAAAAUUGUAGCAUUACAAAUUAUUUACUGUUUGAUAGCUGGCAUUGUAAUAAUACACUGAAUUUAUGUAAUUUUCUUGAUUUCAUUGCUUUUAAAUACUGCCUGUAUAUAGCUUUUACAUUUUUUGAUAAUAAAAUGUCCAAAAAACUGUC